Marmota flaviventris (yellow-bellied marmot) is the source of this 1254-nucleotide messenger RNA. It is a transcript of the gene Echdc1, whose product is annotated as ethylmalonyl-CoA decarboxylase 1. Gene Ontology annotation, cellular component: cytosol. NCBI's taxonomy places the organism in Eukaryota, Metazoa, Chordata, Mammalia, Rodentia, Sciuridae. Gene Ontology annotation, molecular function: catalytic activity. Gene Ontology annotation, biological process: fatty acid beta-oxidation. The record is from RefSeq and is a predicted model, not a curated record.
GAGCUGAAGGGAGUCGUGGGGAAGCGGAAGCAGAAUUUCCCCUCCCUUUCGGGCUCUGUAUUCGUAGGAGCUGGCGGUAACCUUAGCGUCAUCCGGAAGACCAUCCCACAAGGUGGCUGUGGAGUGGAUGCUAGCGCGUAGCCCAGCGAAUCUCACUUGGAGAGCAGAGGGGCUCCGCUGCCCGGUCCUUGCCAGGCGGCCGAGCAGGCCCACUGUCCCCUGCUGGGCGUGGGAAUGCAGUGGCUUGCGCCGCCCACUGACCUUCCGAGAAAUGGCAAAAAAUCUUUUGAAUGCAACAUCUCUGUCUGCAAGGACAAAACUACUACAUCAAGUGGGAGUAUCACUUUAUAAUACUUCUCAUGGCUUCUAUGAAGAAGAAGUAAAAAAGACAUUGCAGCAGUUUCCUGGUGGAUCCAUUGACCUUCAGAAGGAAGAUAAUGGCAUUGGCAUUCUUACUCUGAACAAUCCCAGUAAAAUGAAUGCUUUCUCAGGUGUUAUGAUGCUACAACUUUUGGAGAAAGUGAUUGAAUUGGAAAAUUGGACAGAAGGGAAAGGCCUCAUUGUUCGUGGGGCAAAAAAUACUUUCUCUUCAGGAUCUGAUCUGAAUGCUGUGAAAGCUCUAGGAACUCCGCAGGAUGGAGUGGCCUUAUCCAUGUUCAUGCAAAACACCUUAACAAGAUUUAUGAGACUUCCUUUAAUUAGUGUUGCACUAAUUCAAGGUCGGGCAUUGGGUGGAGGAGCAGAAUUUACUACAGCAUGUGAUUUCAGGUUAAUGACUCCAGAAAGUGAGAUCAGAUUUGUCCACAAGGAGAUGGGCAUAAUUCCAAGCUGGGGAGGGGCCAGCCGGCUGGUUGAAAUCAUCGGCAGCAGACAAGCUCUCAAAGUGUUAAGUGGGGCCCUCAAACUGAAUUCAGAAAAAGCUUUAAACAUAGGAAUGGUGGAAGAGGUCUUGCAGUCUUCAGAUGAAACUAAAUCUCUAGAAGAAGCACAAGAGUGGCUAAUGCAAUUUGUCAAUGGGCCACCAGAAGUCAUUAGAGCUUUGAAAAAAUCUGUUUGUUCAGGCAGAGAGCUGUAUUUAGAGGAGGCAUUACAGAAUGAGAGAGAUCUUUUAGGAACAGUGUGGGGGGGACCUGCAAAUUUAGAGGCUAUUGCUAGGAAAGGAAAAUUUAAUAAAUAGAUUUUAAAAAUGUUUAUGUACUACAAAUAAAUCUUCAAUGAUUAAUAUAUAUGAAAGUUAAAUGAUGCUAAAUAUGA